AUGCAUUCGAAUAUUCAAAUACGAAAUUUAUUAACUGAUACAGAUUUAGUUUGCUUUGUGGUUUGUUCGUUAUUUACAAAAGAAGAAUGUGAACAAUUAUUAAAUUCCGAGAGAAAAAACUCUUUUCAGAAAGCUAUAUUCAAUUAUCCAACAUAUUAUCGUAAUAAUGAACGACUUGUAAUUGAUGAUCCGAAAUUAUCUUCGUAUUUAUUUGAAAAAGUUAAAUCUUAUUUACCAAAUCAAAUCGAAACUAAAUCGGAAAAUGAAAUUUGGACUUUAACUGAAUUAAAUAAUCGUUUAAGAUUCUGUAAAUACAAUGCAAAUCAAUAUUUUCAUCGCCAUCUCGAUGGAAUUCAUUAUGUUUCUAAAAGAAAACAAUCAAAAUUAACAUUUAUGAUUUAUUUAAAUAAUGCAAAUGAAUUUGAAGGAGGUAGAACUUUAUUCUACAAGACAAAAGAUUCAAUUGAUAUAUGGGCAAGUUAUAUUCCUCAACAAGGUGAUUUAAUGAUAUUUGAUCAUAAUCUAUGGCAUGAAGGAGAAGAAGUUAUAAGUGGUGAAAAGUUUGUUUUAAGAAGUGAUAUUUUAUAUACAAAAGAUUCAGAUGAUGAUAUUAAAGGAAUAUUUUGUGGACAUUUGGGUUAUAUUUGGAAAAUAUUAAUGUUUGAUAAUGAAACUUUAUUAAGUGCUGGACGAGAUAAAACGAUUCAUAUUUGGAAUAUUAACGGAGAUAUUGGUCAAAUUUUAACAGGACAUCGAAAUUCAAUUUUAUGUAUGGAAAAACUCAAUGAAACUACUUUUCUUUCAGGUUCACGAGAUAAACAAAUUAAAGUUUGGCAAAGAAAUGAAAAUCAAAUCUUUCAAUUAGUUAAUUCAUUUCCUAUGCAUACAGCAACUGUAUUAUCGUUAUGUAAACUUACUAAUGAUUUAUUUGCUUCAAGUGGAGCGGAUAAUUCAAUAAAAAUAGUUAAUAUUAAUGGACAAAUUCAGUAUGAAUUAAUUGAACAUACAAAUUGGGUUUGGCAAGUCAUCAAAUUAACAGAUCAUUACAUUGCAUCCUGUUCGGAAGAUAAUACGAUUAAAAUUUGGGAUUAUCUAAAUGAAAAGUGUAUAAAAACGUUUACUGAACAUUGUCCAGUGAUUUGUUUAACCUAUGAUAAUAUAACAAAUACAUUGAUAAGUGGAGAUCUCAAUGGCGAAAUUGUUAUCAGAAAAUUAUCAAAUGAUUUUAAUGAAAUAAGUUCAAGAAAAAUUAUCGGACAUAAUGGAAUUGUAAGAACAGUUUUAAAAUUGAAUGAAAAACUUCUUGCAAGUGGUGGAGAAGAUAAUAAAAUUAAAAUUUGGAACAUUCAAAAUGGAUCUUGUAUUAAAGAAUUUCAACAUGAAAAUUUUGUACAAUCAUUAGUAUUCACAAAUGAUAAUAAAUUAUUAAGUGCAUCUUAUGAUGGAACAAUAAAAGUAUGGACUAUAUAA
Messenger RNA from Adineta steineri, 1470 nucleotides. NCBI's taxonomy places the organism in Eukaryota, Metazoa, Rotifera, Eurotatoria, Adinetida, Adinetidae. The record is from the annotation of a GenBank genome assembly.